AUGUUAAGAGUUGAACUUCCUGCAUUCUUUGAGAAGGAUGAGAUCCAUUCACUGGGAGCUGAGCUCGUGAUUGCCAAAGCCUUCGCAACAGCUGCUACAGCUGCAUCCACAUCCUCUUACGAAUGUGUCAGGCUAGAAUUUAGCUACCCUGGUGCAUCCUGGAAAAUUAGCACCGAUUUUCAUCAAGAUCGUUCUAAACGGGCUAUUCGGGACGCUUUUUUGCGACUAGUGGAUCGUGCGCUAGCGCGUGUUUACCCACCAAUUGAUGUCCUCCGGUAUCUCAGUGACCGAUCGCCGCAGUUCACUUGGGAUGGGUUCUUCGCCGCUUCCUUUUUCUUUCAGACCAUCCUUCCCUACGCGUAUGGCUUCAGUCACCCCUGUCAAACAUGCGAUGUGCACGGCGCUCUAUACACGGUUGAGGGGGCUGCCGCACCUUUUUUUUCGAUUAAAAGCGAUUUACAAACCGAAGUGGAUGUGCUGAAGCGCGAGUCAUCCCUCGCAGGGUCUAUUUAUCAAUGUGAUUCAGAGCUUUGGAUUCGUGCAAAAUUAUCCGGCGAGAGGGCGAGAGUUGAGUAUAACCAUCAAAAAGGAUCAGAUGAUUGCGCUGAAAGUUCCCGUUCUGUGACGUCAGGGUGUUUAGAUCCCGAAGGAGACACCCAUGAAGAGGAGACAAUAGCUUACAUUGCCGAAAGGUUAGGAGUAUUUCAUAAAAAAGCGAGCUUGUGGCUAACAGAGCGUAUCGCGAAUGAAGGGAGCUGGGCAAAGUCCUCGGGUUCCUUUUCCCCCACCAACACGCGAGACCGGAAGCGUGGCCGGCAGGGAAUGCAAGGCGGCAACGCGACGUCCGCUUCUUCUCCAAGAGUACAUUUCAAGCCCAAUAUACUUGCCGCCGCCGCCGCCUCAUUUCCUCUUCCCUCGCGGGGGGAAAAAAAGGAUCGGUUGGGAAAGGGUAAUACCGAAGGGAGGGGGUCGCUAGCGGUAUCCAAGGCCUCCCCAGGCUGGAUGCUUCAUCUGGAUGUAAGAGGGAUCGAGUUCGAUGCGGUUUGUGUUGCGCAAACCGCGCGCUACGCGUACGUUGCAUGCCCGUAUUGGGAUCCAAACGCGGGGAAUACUGCGUCGCCGCAUUCCGCUGCGGAAGCCGGUGUGCGGCGCGGGGCAGCCGAUUCCUCUCAGGGAGUCCGUUGGUGCCUGGUGGCGCGUUUACCGAUCCCUUCCUACCUCGCCUCUAUGACGGCGGCGGUGGAAGGGGAAGAGGGGAAAGGGGAUGCACCGGACGCUUUCCCUAACACGCACCCGUUCGCGGAGGAGACGCCCGCGUCUCCGCGUGGUGACCACUUUUUGCAGCUCAGUGAGGCCUCGAAGUUUGACAACUCGAGCCCCCUGCGUGAGCUACGCGAGGAGUGUAAGCGGCUCGUGACCGUCCGCGCGCACGGGGUCCGAUGCCGGCGGCUGUCUAGUGCCCCGCCAAACACCUCCCCUUUUAUGUACCACGGUGCACCUCUUUUCCUCUGGUUCGAAGACGCGUACCUUCUUGGCCAGGGUCCUUUCCUUCCGUAUGGGGCGCCUGGGGAAGCGAAAGCCGGGGUGUACGGCGGAGUUUUGUGUUCAGAUUUGGUAGAGCUUGUUGAGGCGAGUUGUCGACGGUAUCUGCGUACAUGUGAAAAGAUGAGUCGGUAUGUGCGGGCUAAUCCGAUUCCUUUUCGGGCAGAGGGCCCACCCAAAUGCCAAGACGUUGAUGCCACGGAUAGCCUCGAUUGUUGUGGGGAGGGGGGUAAAGACUGCUCUUCCACUAAUGAUGCCGCCUUGAAGCUUCGCACAAAGUUGCGUUUGGGGAAGGAACGACUUGUGGCAAAGGCGGAGACCGUAUUUUCUAGCAUGACCGACACCAGAUCGGUUUACUACAAAAAGUUGCGUAGUAAACCAUUUAACUCUGUACCACUCAUAUCCACCUCUCGAGAUGUGGAGGGCCUGUUUGAGGGGCCAACGGUUGAAUUUAAGCAUCAUCUUAGCCAUUAUCGCCCCGCCACAAAACAACGACGUGAAGACGGUGCCUACGUCGGGAAGAAUGCGACCGCUAUCAUGGACGUGGAGCGCAUUCGACAUACCAUCGCAGCCAUGGCCUCCACGAUGGGAGGUGUGUUGUGCGUGGGGGUGACCGACGAAGGUGAGGUUGUCGGGCAUGAGCGUGGCGAGGUGGUGCAGAUGCUGCGCACGACAGGGUUUUGCCCCGCCAUGGUAGCGGGCAGUGUGGUGGCGAAGGAGUUACCGGUUCUCAACGUGGUAUCCACUCGAAACGCAUCGACCACGGAGUUGGCAACUUCUAUCAAAGCCAUGCCUAAGGACUGGUGGAAGAUGCCGUCCACGUCGCUUUCUGCUGCCUACCUAGGUGAAGGCGAGGGCUCGCAGCGUGUGGCUCACGAGGGUGGGGAUGAUGAGCGGCGUUGCGGCGGUGAAGUGGGAAUGACGCUUCAAGCGCACUUUGGGAAGGUGGUGACGGUCAUCACUGUUAGCAAGGGGUCCGCACCGUUUUAUGCGUCAGGUCGAGCCGUGCUGCCUUACCUGCGUGGGUGCGCUAGCACGGUUCGCAUGCCAGCCCUCGUAAUGGCGCGGAGGCUAGCCGAGCAGUUUGAAGGAGAGGCGAUCUAUGAUAGCUGA
This is a messenger RNA of Phytomonas sp. EM1, 2655 nucleotides long. NCBI's taxonomy places the organism in Eukaryota, Euglenozoa, Kinetoplastea, Trypanosomatida, Trypanosomatidae. The record is from the annotation of a GenBank genome assembly.